This is a messenger RNA of Adineta ricciae, 1650 nucleotides long. NCBI's taxonomy places the organism in Eukaryota, Metazoa, Rotifera, Eurotatoria, Adinetida, Adinetidae. The record is from the annotation of a GenBank genome assembly.
AUGACUCGGAAUUCAUCGGUUCGUUGUAUCGAAGACUUAUCCAACGAAAUUUUCUACAAUGAAAUAUUCGAGUAUCUCGAAGAUUAUGAUAUCUAUCAGUCGUUUUCGAAUCUUAAUCUUCGUUUUCAAAAUCUACUCUCUGGUUUACGUUUACGACUUAAAAUUAAUAUAUUUGAUUUAUCCAAACAAGAGAAAUCCAUUGAGAAGUCAAACGGUAAUCUCAAUGCAAUCGAAAACCAAGUAUUGAACGAUUUCUCCUUUCAUUACUAUAUCGAAUCUCUGUGUUCUAUCGAUGUCAAAUCCAAUGAUAUCGAAGAGCAGUUAUUAAUAUUACGGACGAUUCUACAAAUUUGCUCUCUGAAAAUUUCGAUCAAAGGCGAAUUCAAAUGUCUGACUUCCCUCUACAAAUCGAUAUUUCAAAUGUCAUCUUUGAAGUACGUGAAAAUCUCCUACGACCAAUACAAUCCGUACAUUCCGUUACCGUUCGCUCAGAAGAAUCAAUCGAGUGCAAUUGAACAUCUCGAUAUUGAUCAUUCAUGUCGAGUGCUCAAUCUAAUGGCUAUGCUUUCCUAUACACCACAUCUAUCUCGCUUAACGUGCAGAGGAUUAGUCGAUUAUGAUCCAUGUCUCGACAGAAUGAUCGUAGCAGUUCCGAAAUUAACAUAUAUUUCUAUCCGAACGUAUCUGACGUGCUUUGAUGAAUUUGAAAUAUUGAUGAAAACGAUUGCAAACAAAGUACAACUAUUACGAGUGAAUAUCCCCAUCGGGAAAGGUUACCUCAAUGCUCGACGAUGGGAACGAUUGAUCACUCGCUCGAUGCCAAACUUGAAUCGAUUUUAUUUGCAGUAUUACGAAGCAUGUGACGAAUAUUUUCGAGAUCAAAACUAUUGCCCUUUAGUUCGAGAUUUUCGUAGUGCCUUCUGGAUUGAUCGAGGAUGGAUUUGUAGAUUAUCGUUUAUUAUUGCUGGUACAUUUUCCAGACAAAUGCUAUUUCGCAUCACACCGCUGAGAAAAAUGUCGAAUGAGCUGAUGAUUUUGAAUGACUUCUCACCAGAUACAUUAGCCAGAGAAUUAUGCUUAUCCGCGAGAAUCGUUAUCAAAGAAAAUGCUUUCGAUUGUUGCCCACGUUUGGUUCUACACGAUAUUAUCCCUUCAUUCUCUUUCAUUCAAUUCACUCAUUUAAGUCUACAACGUGAUGGUUUUCAUGUAAAAGACUUUCUCAAGCUACUGUCUUUGUUGACUCAUCUGGAAUCAAUCGAAUUAAAAAGUUUAUUAUUAAUGAGACAAACCAAUUUUUCUCCCGAAGAAGAAAACCUGCUCAAUACAUUACCAAGAAUUAAUAAAAUUAUUCGAGUCACGAUCUUAUCAGCUACAGAAUUGAUACAAGUUCAGUUCCUCAUCAAUUUAUGUCCACGAGUGCAACAAUUAGAAAUUCACUGUACAGAUGCGAUCGAUAUCACAAUGUUGGCUCAACUUGUACUAACCAAAAAUUGUCGAGCAAUACCACAUUUGACUAGUUUGCGUCUAUGGACUCCGAACAUCAGUGCUAGACGAGUUGAUAGGUUACUAAAGAUGGUCGCUUCUAAAAAAGAAAGUUCGGGUUAUACAAUUAAGCAUCUGGUCGAUCAAGUUUGGAUUACCUGGAAAUGA